AUGAGUAAACGUUCUUACAUGGAAACUGUAAUCAAAGAUCUGAUUCUGAGAUCUGUCAGUGAAGUGGAUGUUGAUUUUGUUAAGGAAUUUAAUUCUCAAAAACUACACAAUGCGUGUGAUUUAGUUGGAAGGAAGAAGAUUUAUGUUAGGCUUCUUCUUAGCAUUGACCGUAGAGAAACAACAGAGUCUGCAAUGGAAACUGUUAAGCUUGCGUUGGAAAUGAGAAAUGAAGGUGUUGUUGUUGGUAUUGAUCUUUCUGGGAAUCCUCUUGUUGGAGAAUGGUAA
Messenger RNA from Thlaspi arvense, 285 nucleotides. Lineage: Eukaryota; Viridiplantae; Streptophyta; Magnoliopsida; Brassicales; Brassicaceae. The record is from the annotation of a GenBank genome assembly.